This is a messenger RNA of Brassica oleracea var. oleracea, 1119 nucleotides long. Its product is annotated as putative F-box protein At3g20705. The transcript has a single exon. NCBI's taxonomy places the organism in Eukaryota, Viridiplantae, Streptophyta, Magnoliopsida, Brassicales, Brassicaceae. Bases 1 to 1119 code for a protein of 372 amino acids. Gene Ontology annotation, molecular function: protein binding. The record is from RefSeq and is a predicted model, not a curated record.
AUGACGAUGACAAUGACCAAACUUCCACGAGAUUUGGUGGAGGAGAUUCUCUCUAGGGUUCCGGUGAAAUCUAUAAGAGCAGUGCGAUCUACUUGCAAAAACUGGAAUCUUAUAACUAAAUACGAGAGAUUUGCCAAUAAGCACAUCGACAAAGCAACAGCAUCAGAAAGAGACAAGGAGUUUCUUGUGAUCGCAGGGGAUUACUUGUUUAGCUUAAAUCUGAAUGAAACUCACAACCGCAAGUUUGAUUUAUCCAUAAACCAUAGAGGUAUAAGUAUUGCACGAGAACAUUCAGACCGAACAGUCUUUAUAGCUCAAGCCUUUCUCUCCCAAGGUUUAUUGCUAUGUGUAUGGAGAAACGUCAUAGACAACAGAAGUAGGCUUUUGGUUUGGAACCCGUAUUGGGGGAAAAAUAGAUGGAUCGAAUGCCCAAUGACAUAUUGUUUGUAUGAAUGGUUUGCUUUCGGCUAUGAUAAAUCUUCUGGUAGACACAAAAUCUUGAGGUUCAGCAGUAAUAAUGGGGACAGGUACAUGGAAAUCUACGAUUUGAGCUCUGAUUCAUGGAGGACUCUUGAUGCCGCUUCUGACAUAAAUACAAUAAAGUAUAUGGAAAGUGGCUUAUCUUUGAAGGGAAACACUUAUUGGUAUGCUAUAGAUUAUGAAACAGAAGAUUGUUUCUUACACUAUUUUGAUUUUACAAGAGAGAGGUUUGAAAAUCGUCUGCCUUUGCCUCAGCCUCCAUCGUCCUACUCUUAUGCCCAAGUUAACAUAUCUCUAUCUUCAGUUAAAGAAGAGAAGCUUGCAGUGUUAUUUUCCCCGCGGGGUAGAUUUGUGAUUGAUAUUUGGGUUACGAAUAAGACUGAGCCUGACGCUGUCUCAUGGAGCUAUUUCUUCAAAGUUGAAACGACGCAACACUUGAGUGGUUUUCUGUUUGAGAAUUUCUUGAUUGACGAGGAGAAGAAGGUCAUUGUGAUUUUUGAUAUAUAUGGCGGAGCGAACAAUGCAUACACCAUAAGUGGGGAGACUGGUCAUUUCAGAAAAGUGGAUCUCAGACAAUCUCCAUACAAACGACCUUACAGACUUGUGGGCUGUUAUAUUCCAAGCUCUGUCCAAAUCUAA